CUUGACUGUUGGGAGAGUAGUGUGGCAGUUGCUGGCCAGUGACUGUAGUCGACGUAGCUAUGUAUCACAGACUGUCACGCAUAUCAAUACAAUAGGAACAGCGUAAAGCCAGCAGGGUGGCUCAGAACAAAGUGGAGGCUUUCCACAACGGCAACUACAGAGAGAAACCGCGUUUAGCCAAAUGAACCUCAGUGAAUUAUUCCACAAUCUCAUUAGAAAAUGGGAUGGGUGGAGCCGGAUCACUGAGGGGUGGUGGCGGUGAUGGGGAUUAACGCUUUAUCUACACAAUAUGCACAUUAGACUCAUUUGUUCUUCUUGCUGCUCUGUAUAUAAAAAAGUGUAGAAAAUUAAACUAAUAUGUAUAAAAAAUGUCAAACAAAUCGCCCUGUUCGCUUUGCACGCGGACAGCUGCCAUAGUUUUUGUUGACCCCGUUGCCGUGGUUACAACGUCAACUCGAGAGACGUGCCUAAAAGUUAUUUGGUAGUUUUAACCUAUAAAGGCGUUUGCUGUGAGAGGAUACUGAGCCAUGUUCACACUGUUAGGAGUGUGUGUACUGAAAUAGCAGAAAAAAAAAAAAAAAUCCCCAAAAGACACUCGUACAUUUUGAGUACACCAGUGAAGCAUCUCGGCGUCCCUUGUGCAAUGACUUCCCCAGAGAAGGAGGCUGAGCUUCCUGGUGCGCAGCUUAGCUUUGUCUUUGGAAGCAGUGUUAUCAAACCUCCGAUCCCCCGCACUCCUCCGGAGGAUGCCGAGCCGCAGGAGCCUGCUGAAUCCUAUUCAGCAGAGACGUUGUGUCUGAGCAGAUCUCAGCUGAAACAUGUUCCAGACAGUCUUUUGAGAAAUAGCACGUUAAAGUAUCUGACCCUCGAAGGCAACCAGAUAACCAGUAUUCCAGGUUCAAUGUUCAUCAGCUUGCCCAACCUAAUGUGGCUGGACCUCAGGAAAAACCUAAUUGAGUCAAUCCCUGCUGAAAUUGGCUCACACAGGUCUCUGAAAACACUGCUCCUAGAAGGGAAUCCUAUCUCAGAACUACCAGCAGAACUGGGAAAUGUGAUUACCCUCAAAGGUCUGAACCUGAGAGACUGCCCAAUCCACUUUCCACCACAAGACGUUGUGCAGCAGGGUCUCCUGUCCAUCCUCCAGUACCUGAGGAGUGCUCUGGCCCAGCGACCAGUCAGCGCAAGGAAGACCCCUCCAGAGUUGCCAGAGGUGGAGAAACUCCAGCUGUCAGAGCUGAGGGGGUCCAGUGUGGAGGAGCAGGAUGAGUCAGGGGAUGUGGACGAGCUGCAGAGGUUCAAGGAACUCAAACAUCAGUUGAUCCUAUUGGAGAGUGCUGAGCUGGGCUCAGUAGCACAAUAUGAUAAAAACCCAAGAAAAAAGACAACUACCAAGGCAGGCAUUAUUCCCCAGCUCCCCCUGCUUGACUCUGCUCACUGGAACAGGCCAGAAGAAAGGAGACAGGCUGCGAUGAAGGAGCUGAAUGAGAAGAAGGCUAUUCUCGAGCAAAAGAGAAAAAGCCAAGAGGCUCUUCAGAAGUGGCGCACGCAAGCCAGAAUCACACAGGAGAAGAAAAUGUCCGAGCACAAACAGAAGAAGCACCAAAGACAAAGGAGGCGGGAGAAAGCAGAAGUAGAUUCAAAACCUGGUUUAGGGGACAGUGGCGGUGCUCCUUGGACGUUUGGCGAGUGUGAAGGGGACAGAUCGGCUCGGGAGCUGGAGCGGCAGAUCCAUGCCCGUGUUGAGAAGAUACAGGAGAGGUGCAGGAAUCCCAGGGGCACAGCGAGCGAGCAGAUGGCAGCAGCGGCGGAGGAUGUGGAAGAGAUGAGGAAGUUACAGAUGCGGCUUCUAAGGAGGAAGAGAACUCAAGGACAAGAUCUUGAAAAAGCUUUCAUACUCUUCACUGGGGACACCUGGCCUAGUUUCAGUGAUAAGUGACAGAGAUUACACACCUGCUGUAUGAAUUUUGUGAUAUUAAAGUCAUACAGAAAUAAAUGA
Messenger RNA from Archocentrus centrarchus (flier cichlid), 1996 nucleotides. Its product is annotated as leucine-rich repeat-containing protein 27. NCBI's taxonomy places the organism in Eukaryota, Metazoa, Chordata, Actinopteri, Cichliformes, Cichlidae. Gene Ontology annotation, cellular component: cytoplasm. The transcript is spliced from 11 exons. The coding region runs from base 644 to 1936 and encodes 430 amino acids. Gene Ontology annotation, molecular function: protein binding. The record is from RefSeq and is a predicted model, not a curated record.